AUGCCACGAAAAGACACUGCACAUUUACAACAUGCAGAUUGCUGUGAACGUCCUGGGUCCAAGACUAUGACAGCUGGUUAUCCUACUACCAUACUAAUGGGCGCACCUAAUUUUAUAUUUCUUCUUGUCUUUGCAGUUGGAGGGUCGUUGGCCAACUCCCGGCUAACCCUAAGCUCUCGCGGGGGGACUCCAGUCUCUCUGAAGUCAGCGGGUGGUGGUGGUCCAUUGGUAGACGAGAGCGUGCAAGUAGACCUCUCGGCGGACACCAUCACCUACGACUCGGAUGAUGAGAUGGUGAAGCGGCGGUCGAGCCUCGUCCUCAGGAAUAAAAAAGGCCAUCCUAUUUACUCUAGAGAAGAUAUAAGAGAACAGUAUUGUAUCAACAGAAAAGAGGUCGAAGUUCUAGAAAACGCCCGUUCCCUCAAGUUCCUUGGUUGCUUCCCAAAUCCUCAAGAAAGCUCUCCUUGUACGAAGAAUUCUAUCCUCUUCUCCUGUAUCCACAAGAAAAAGCACAAAUCUCAGCACCAGCAACAGCGACGGUCCAGCAGCGAUGAGAAUAUUUACGCCCCACCCACCGAAAUUGGAAGCCCCACCCCUUACGAUACCGACCGAACUUGCGAGACGGACGAAACUCGCUCCAAGGAUGACAUCUGUAGCACAGAUGACGAGGAGUAUAUUCUGUCCGGCUUUCGGAAGAGGCCAAAAACCUUUUAUUGUGAUCCAAACAGGUCUCGAGAAUCCGAGGUAUCUUCAGUUGGCUCUGUCAGGGCAAGAAGGAAACUGGAGAGUUCGGCCAGUUUCGGAAGUCAACAGAGUUAUGAAGAAAGCGAAGCCGAGUUUGUGGCAAGGAAUGCAAGACGACCUUCUCAGCUGAACAUCACAGAAAGGAGUCGGAAUGACCGAUUUCAACCCAGUAGGAGCGUGGAUGAGUUAAACGAUUCGAGUGCCACACGGCGGCGAGAAGUUGUAGACGUCGGUCGCAUAGCUAAAACACCUGAUAUCAUCCUGGAUGAUCGGCGGCAAAAGCACGUGAGUUUCGACAAUGGAUCACUGGUUCGAAGCAAUACCGUGGCUGGGGGUCUCGAGGAGGUAGGAGGGGAUUUUAGAAGUGGUCCUGCUGCCACCUCUACUCCUCUCAGCUCCCAGAGGAGGGCAUUUUCGCCACCCCCCAGGAGGAAUCGAUCCCAAGAAAGGUUACUGGACGGAUUUGUAACAGCUCGACCACCUCUGGAAUUCAGUGACAGGCCUUCAUCGGUAGCCUCCUAUAGUUAUAGAGGAAGCUCUGUACAGCAUAGACCUCGUCGGGCGCUUAUGAAAACACAAGCUACCCAGACAGAGCUAACAUUUAAAGCAAGAUUCAUGCUUCCAGCGUACUUAACUCUCUCCCCCAGAGCCACUAUGCCACAACUGCUGCCAGUGAAUCAUUAUCCACCAAGUCACAGGGCUCAUCGAGCGAAGCCUUCUUCAAGGCACAAAACCUCCGUUUCUUCAGGGACAUCCAGGAUGCUUAGCAAGAGUCAAUCAGCGCACAAUACGUUAGCGAGUGACGAAAGUGAUGAUGAGGUGAUGGAAGUGGAUCUGUCCACCAAACAACAGAGGUUAAUCCGGUCUUCUGCUAGCAGGGCUUCCAUUCGACGCCAAAAAGCCGUCGAGGAGGAAAUUAUGGUAUCUUUUAAACCAGCAACUUCACCUCCUAGAGGGCCUGUAGAGGUUUUAAUUGGAGAUCGACCGGUUACCAAGACAGUAGACAGGGAACACAGAAAAAUUUCAUCCAUCUGUCGAGAAAUCAGCCCUCCUGUCGCUAAAGAGUCUCAGGAAGAAUUUUUAGAAAGAUCACACGCGGUGGAGAUAACUAUUCGCACGUGCAAGAUUCCAUCACAAACCGACAGGAGUAAGGCCGAAGAAAAGAAACCAAGUGCAACAAAAGUUCCUGAAGUACAAGCCACUGGCGAUAAAGCUCUAGAAAAGACAAAACCUCCACAUAUACAGAGAGAUUCUGGGUCUAGGGAUACUGAUGAGCUUCGUAAAACGUCGAGCGAAGAAAAGCCUUCACCGGAAGAGAGCUCAGAAGUUUCCGGAAUGAAAAGCCCAUCUGGACAUGUGGUCAGACGGAAGCCGGACCAAACAAUGGAAAGUUCUUCCGCCAAGUCGAGCAGUGAUUCGUCCAAAUUUGCCAGUAGGAUGGAACAACCGGAAUGGAUUUCGUCCAGUGCCGAGGGUUCCUGUUCAUGUCAAGAUUAUGCUUCUAACGAUGAAUCACAGACUAUGACAACAGACGACGGCAUUUUACAUCCGGACAUCAAGCAAGCCUUGGAAAGUGCUGAGCGGAGGAGACAGGAAUACCUGGAUAAAUAUCGUGAAGUGAAAGCAAAAAGUGAUUCCCGAAUGGAUGAUCCUACUUCCCCAGACAGUGAUACAUCGAGUAGCAUUUUUACUGAAAGAGAAACAUCCAGGAGUGAGGUAUCCACCAGCAGUUCCAAUAGAGUUGCCAAGAGUGAAACAGAAGAAGACGAAAGCUCGGAUUACGUCACAGCGACAGAUCACUCUCCGCAUUCACCUCACAGAAUGUUAGCCACAACGCGGAAGAAAGUUCCCACCGAUGAAGAUGAUGUUCCCACUUCCUUCGAGAGCUUCAGUUCCCCAUCCAAAAGCAAUAGCCACCUACAUGUCAAAUCCUCCACAUCCUCACCAUCUCUUUUACCUUAUGACGAAGCACCUGCUUCACCAGAUCACCAUCUCGACGGUGAAGGAACAAUGGAAGAAAGCCAUACGCCGACACGCAGACGAUCGACGGAAGCAGACGACAUCAGCAUUUAUUCCUCUGCUGCUUUACCCCCUGACGACCUCGAAUCUUCAGACGAAUCUACGAAGAAAGAAACUCCGCCCACCACGCCUUCAACAGAAUCGGAAGAAGGACAUAUGCCCUUUCUCAAGUCUCAGCAGGGUACAAGUGGCACUCCGGAUUCGGAUCGAACCAGCGAUAUCACGCCUUUAUUUGAUCCAUCUCCAGAGCCACUAUCUAGCUUGCAGGAACAACAAACCGUCAUCGAGAUCCGAAGCGAAGCUACGUCGGAAGAGAUAUUGUCAAUGGGAAACGAUUACGAUGAUGACGAAAUGGAUCGAAUAGAUGACGAAGAUAGCUUUCCAAAAGGUAAUGGUAGUCGUAGUGAGCGCGGUGGUGGAUCAGAAUCUUCUGAAAGCUCCAGCGUACUUUCUGGGCUUCAGGACAUUGAAACUGCAGCCAAGAUCGGGCAGGGAAUUGACUCAUGUCGACUACAGAUGGGCUCUUUCCCACCAUUAGACAUUAGGAAGGCAGCUGAUGAGCUGUCCACUGUGUCUGAAGUGUCUGAAGAAAGUAGUCGGAAUGGUGUCGUACAUGUACGAAGAAAGAAGUCAGAACACAAACCUUCAGAGGGCUCUUCUGUAUCAGAAGAACAGCACAGCCAUUUCGAAACUGCAAGAGGAGGUUUAUCCUCUAAACAUUCUUCUUCUUCCGAAUAUAUCCCCUCGGAGACUACCACCCCAGACAGCACAACAUCGGGAAGUUUUGUUUUGGAUAAUGGGUCCUAUACAGAAAAUGGAUCCUAUAACAGCUUGUCAAACCAUGAAGAGAAAACAGCGGAAUCCUCCGGUGGGAUAACGGAAGAAAUCAAAAGCAAAGAGGAUGAUCAAAAGACAAAAACGGAAGAUGAAUCAGUGAGUGAAAGUUUCAAAGAUACUAAAUUGUCUAGAACACCUAUUCCAUCAGAAGAAGUAAUUGAAAAGCCUGUUGCAGAAGAUCGAAGUGAAGCUGAUCGUCAGGGAGCUUCAUCUCCAGCCUACAGCGACCAGUCAGAUAAGCUUAUCGCCUCUUCUAUUCUAUCCUCCUCUUCUUCAGUUAGCCAUAAAGUCCCAAAAGUUUCAGAUCAACCUUGGGAACGGAAGAGAGCUCCCAAUCAGGCUUUGUCUACUUGGUGCAGUGAAGGAGCGAUUCCGAAACAGCGGCAUCCUGAAGAGGGACGGAGGAAAAGAGAUCGAGCUCGCAAUAGAUCUGAACCAAGGGAGCACAUUGCUUCGCUACAGUUCUCUAGACCUGAACGUUCUUCCCGUUCCAAGAGUCGAAGUCCGGAGGAAAAACUGAGCGAUGACGAAAGUGGAAUUCGUUUCGGAACUAGAAGUCUUGCCCCCCUGUGUUCUCACUGCGGCGAGAAGAUACUGGAUCCACCAUUUUCUGCCCCACCAUCGUGGGACAGAAGCUACGCUAGACCUUUCUGGGAAACUCCUAGUUCUCAUCAUCAACCUCUCAUAUGGAGGCAGAGGGGUUAUGGAGAUUCUUCAGCAGGUUAUGGAACUCAUGGCAGGUACGUUGCCGCACCUUAUGGAGGGGGUCACUGCCACAUGCCUCGAUCGUGGUCAACAGAAAGUGGACCGGGAGCAUCUGAUGACCUCUAUCCUGAAGAGGAUGAAGAUGCAGGAGUGCAUUCAGAAAGUUACAGAUCAUCAUCUUGGAUUUAUAUCUCCGAUAGUGACGAAUUAGCUGUAUGGAAACGCCCUACAGAACCAGAAGAGGAAGCUGAUGUAGCUUCUCAUCCGCCCUUAACGCGUUCGGAUUCGGUGGAAUCAACCUCUUCAGAACACGAGUUCCUGAAGCAGUACCAGGCUGUUACUCACAGAAUGAUACAUCGCAAGUCUAGUGUUGAAAUGUAUAAACGAAUAGCAAACAGAAGCUUUGAAGUGGACAAACGAGUUAUAGUGCAAAGGAACAACGGAGAAUUUGGAUUCAGAAUACAUGGCAGCAAACCUGUUGUCGUUUCUGCGAUUGAGAAAGGAACUCCAGCUGAAACGUGUGGCUUAGAAGUAGGAGAUAUCAUCGUCACCAUUAACGGCCUUAAUGUUCUUGACGCUACGCAUUCUGAAGUAGUCCGCUUAGCUCAUACAGGAACGGAAGUGCUAAAGAUGGAAGUAAGCAGGACGUGCCACAUGCUUGCUCCAGUUCUUACAGACUCUCCUCCACCCCCUGUAUAUUCUGGUUACUUGCAACGUUUGAGUGCACGUAGCGUCACUGGACGGCGCUGGUGUCGGCGCUGGUUCGCCGUGAAGUUGGAUGGCGUCUUCUAUUGGUACAGAACAAAUAAGGACCAUGAGCCCCUUGGUGCACUGGGGCUGCAGAAUCAGACAAUUAGCCGCGUCCCGGAAGCCGGGGCGCCUCACGCCUUUAAGGUGUCCAAGAUCGGAGAGAGCCCCUUUUACUUUUCGGCUGACGAUGAGGACACCGCCACUAGAUGGAUCAGUGCCUUGAACCAAGUUGCUGCGACAGCUUCUCGGGCGGACCCUUACGUGGACGAGAGCCUGCGAAAUGCCCAGCUACCCCCAACUUCGAUUCCAAACGUCGACUGCCAGGGUCCCUUGAGCAAGUUGAGCCAACGAUGGAAGGCGUGGCGCAGGCGCUACUUCCUUCUCAAGGACGCCUCUCUCUACUUCUACGCUGAUCGCAACGCCAAAGUUGCCUUAGGUCUCUUUCAGUUGCAUGGUUAUAAGGUCCAAAGCUGUAGUCUUCAAGGAAAGAAGAACACAUUCGAAGCUAUUCCGCCAGAACCACGGCUGAGGCAUCUCUAUUUCCUAGCAGAUACAGAGAACGAGAAAAAGAGGUGGUUGGCUGCAUUAGAAUAUUCAAUAGACCGUUGGAUCAAAAUAGGAUAACGAUGAAGGAAUUAAGUAUCAAGAAAUACACGCAGUCCAUAGAAAAUUUAAACUCGUGGUCCAAUUCAUGCUCAGUGAGCCCUAUGAAAAUGAAAUGUUGUAAAAUGCUCAUUGUAAAUGUCAUAUUGCAAAGAUCAAUGACGUUUUUUAUUAACUUAUUUUGCCCUGGAAGAUAAUCACAUUAUUAUAUCUUUGAGUACAGGGCAAUAAUUGUGUGCAUCUGGAGUGUAGUAUUGUCACCAGCAUAAUGUAACAAAAAAUACGUGAGAUCUCUAUAUAAAAAUUUGUGAAAUGUUUUGAUAAAGGCAGAAUAUGGAAUGUUUUGGUAAAAGCGUAAAAAUGUCGUAAACUGCCCAAAUCCGUAAAUAUUGUGGAAACACUCGUAGGAGCAAA
Stegodyphus dumicola is the source of this 6072-nucleotide messenger RNA. RefSeq lists its product as uncharacterized. Gene Ontology annotation, molecular function: protein binding. The record is from RefSeq and is a predicted model, not a curated record. NCBI's taxonomy places the organism in Eukaryota, Metazoa, Arthropoda, Arachnida, Araneae, Eresidae.